Blastomyces dermatitidis ER-3 is the source of this 348-nucleotide messenger RNA. RefSeq lists its product as uncharacterized. The transcript has a single exon. Bases 1 to 348 code for a protein of 115 amino acids. The record is from RefSeq and is a predicted model, not a curated record. NCBI's taxonomy places the organism in Eukaryota, Fungi, Ascomycota, Eurotiomycetes, Onygenales, Ajellomycetaceae.
AUGAAGAAAUCAGUCAAGUCAGUCAUGCUGAAGAUGAUGAAGAAUUUAUUCAAGCAAAUCAAGAAAGCAAAGACACAUCAGCAGAAAGCAGAAAAUCAAAAAAUGAAGAGUGUAGCUAUCACAUUGAAAGUCUUAAAUACAUCUAUCAGUUCUGCUGAAAAAGUCAAACUUGAAAUUAAGAAGAUCAAGUUGAAUAUUGAAAGAGUCAAAUUGAAGAUUGAAAAGAAGAAAAUCACUAUGAAGAAGAAGAAAAUUAUCAUUGAAAAGAUAAAAUUAAAUGUUGAAAACAUGAAGCUUGCUAUUCAGCAGAAGAUCUUGAGAUCAGUUAACAAUCAUUAUAAGAAUUAA